Messenger RNA from Mytilus californianus (California mussel), 1701 nucleotides. RefSeq lists its product as uncharacterized. Gene Ontology annotation, biological process: mitochondrial protein catabolic process; mitophagy by internal vacuole formation. NCBI's taxonomy places the organism in Eukaryota, Metazoa, Mollusca, Bivalvia, Mytilida, Mytilidae. Gene Ontology annotation, cellular component: mitochondrial outer membrane. The transcript has 8 exons. Bases 320 to 1435 code for a protein of 371 amino acids. The record is from RefSeq and is a predicted model, not a curated record.
UCGAUGUAGUGUAAUAAUAUUAACUUAUUGACUCAAUUUAAAUUUAAGCGUCAAAAUACAUGGAAUUAUUAUUUUCUCUUGUUCAUAAAUUUGGAAGAAAUUUACGAAUUGAAAAUAUGAAUUAAAAAAUGAAAAUGAAAUACAAAAAAAAAAUCUUUGAAGCUAUCCUAUUAAGGUAACUUGUUCAAAUGAUGCAUAAAUCUAAGCUGGGUUAAAACACUUUCCAACUUGCCAAAUGUUUUAUUUUAUACACUUUAAUUUUCCAAUGAACAUGGAUAUGUUCCAAUUUUUUUCAAUGAGUGAAUAAUUUCAAAAAGAAAUGGAUAGACGGAAGAUAAAUCUAGCUUUUAUCCGGUUAGAACAUUUCCUAGAACAAUGUGCGAAACUGAAGAGACCAAAUCCGCCAAGUUUACCAACACCAGAAAUGGCCAAAAAUAUUCGGGACGAACUGGUAUUUCUUCUAGAUAAUGUCCAGGAAAUUACUUGUGACGAUGUGCCAUCUGUACUUAAAGUACUUACAAAUGCCAGAAAAAAUGAUAUUCCCGGUAUUCAUACAUACAGCGAGAAGGCACUAAAUGAAUUCUUGAUAGCCAGAAGUAACUUUAUUAGACGGGCAGAUAUAAAUAAUUUUAACGGAUUUGAAACAUCUAUACCUGUGAAACCAAAUCAUUUUAAACCGAACAAAGUUAGUAAAGUCACCGAAUGGCGGCAAAAGGAAGAAAGAGAUAGAAUGGAAACAAAGUUGAACAACAACCCAAACAUUGCAGAUCUCAGCGAUAUGAACAGACCUACAAAGGUGGCUGAAAAGUUUAACAGUUUAUAUGACAACCAAUGGACAGAUGCCUUUGAAGAUCUGAGAAGACUUUACAAGCAUGAAAUAAACGGUCAAGAAAGAGCCAUUUUAGAAAUGUCCAUUAUCUUAAAGAGGGCAUUUGAAUAUACACAGGAAACUGCAGAAAAACAAACUCGUAAAAUAGCCAUGUCCAUGAAAGAACUGAUGAUUAGUCCAAAUGGUGAUUCAUUCAUGAACAGCGAACUUGACAGUCAGCAUAAACAUGUUGAUAUUGAUCCUCUGUGUGAGGUUCGUUUUCCAAGAUAUGCAAAGCAGUGUAUAAAAGAAAAUGCAGAAUUAAGUCUGCCAGUAUUACAUAAGAAUUUCGAAUGGCAACUUCGCCGGGAGCGAAUUAGAGAUAUCCUUACAAUUCCAAGUGUUAAAUCCUACAGCCAAAAAUGUUUGCAGAUAGCAUGGUUUAUGAACGUGCAAGAUCCACCCAUGAGCCUUUUAUGGCCAGCUGAUGUCAGAAGAGGUGAUAUAACAACAUCUUUUAGAUUCUUUACGAGAAGUGGAACGAUUUUACACCAUGAGGUAUGGCCAGCUUUACUGCUGACAAGUGAUGGUCCUAUGAUGAUCAAAGGGGUUGCUCAGUUCAAAUAAAAAUGGAUCUACUAUUGCUGUUUUGUACAUUUUCUUCAAUGAUACGACAGAACAUUGCAUACAUGCAGUUAUUUUACUGUCUUCUUAUAAUGUGUGACUAUCAGUUCAAUAUGAAUAGAAGUCGAAAAAAUAUAAAAAUAAAUACAUGUAUGAUGUCAAAACUACAAUGUAGAGAUAAAAUAUUUAUAGAUUGUUUGUAUAUAACUUUGCUAAAUUACUAGGUAACAUAAUUUUUGUUUUUAAAUUAAACAAUACAAUACCAUGUA